Molecule: messenger RNA, 1205 nt
Organism: Manis pentadactyla (Chinese pangolin)
Lineage: Eukaryota; Metazoa; Chordata; Mammalia; Pholidota; Manidae
Gene: FAAP24
Product: FA core complex associated protein 24
Exons: 5
Coding region: 35-682 (215 amino acids)
Biological process (GO): interstrand cross-link repair
Cellular component (GO): Fanconi anaemia nuclear complex
Molecular function (GO): chromatin binding
Source: RefSeq, a predicted model, not a curated record
AGCCCCUGGACUGGACUCGAGAUCCAGGCUGCCGAUGGCUAGGAACCCCUCUGAUGGCACAGGACCCAUGCAUGUGCCUUUUGGGCACGUUGUGGCCAACGAGAAAUGGCGCGGGUCGCAGCUGGCACAGGGGAUGCAAGGGAAAAUUAAACUCAUUUUUGAGGAUGACCUGACACCGGUAGAUUUUUACUUGUCCAGCAAAUCCUGUGUUCUUUAUAUCACCGAAGCUGAUUUAGUGGCCGGAAAUGGCUAUAGAAAGAGGCUGGUUCGGGUUAGAAAUUCCAGUAAUCUUCAAGGGAUUGUAGUAGUUGAAAAAACGCAGAUGAGUGAACAGUACUUCCUGGCCGUACAGAAAUUUACUGUGCUGGACCUUGGGAUGGUGUUGCUCCCAGUGGCCAGCCAGAUGGAAGCCUCAUGCCUUAUUAUCCAGUUAGUUCAAGAGCAAACCAAAGAGCCAAGUAGGAAUCCUUUUCUCAGGAAGAAGCCAGCUGUGAUCUCUGAGCCAUCCCUCCUCCGAACUGUGCAACAGAUCCCAGGAGUUGGAAAAGUGAAAGCUCCCCUUCUGCUUCAGAAGUUCCCAAGUAUCCAGCAACUAAGUAAUGCCUCCAUCCAAGAACUGGAGCCAGUGGUUGGACCAGCAGUAGCACAGCACAUCCAUGCCUUCUUCACACAGCCCCGGUGACAGGCUUCUCAAGGCAUCUACUGUACGUUCUCCUUUACACCACAAAUUACAGGAUCAUGUAUUCAUCUCAUAUUUAAAAGGUAUCAAAGAUUUCCUCUCACAACAACUAGUGAAAGGUGAGGUGAGACCUGAAUGAAACCUGCCAGUUGUCCUGCCCUGCUCUCUGGGUUUAGGCAUUUAACUUACUGGGUCUCUGAUGGCACUGCCCUCAUUCUGCUAGCAAGAAGGGGACUGGCAGGGAUCUUCCUAAGAGAGUCAGUUUACUUCGGAACUCUCAGAUUCAGCAAAAAGCCAGCCUGAGUGGCUUUUAAUGUGUGCCCUUGACCUGUGUCUAUCACGGAAAGGUCUUACUAAGUUUCCAACUGUGGAUGUGGCCGUCUAAAGGAAACAAACCUACAAUGAAGCACUGUACACCAUAAGCUCCUUGUUUCUGGUGGCAGAGCUGCUGUUCUUCAGGUCUGGUCUUAAUAUACUUAAGCUUUCUUGGGCUGCUGCCAGUGUAAAUAAACAAUUGUCCUGCCUU